This is a messenger RNA of Prunus armeniaca (apricot), 2055 nucleotides long. The record is from the annotation of a GenBank genome assembly. NCBI's taxonomy places the organism in Eukaryota, Viridiplantae, Streptophyta, Magnoliopsida, Rosales, Rosaceae.
AUGGCCCAUUUCGUUCCUUGUAAAACAACCAUGGAUGCUAGCAAUAUUGCCCAUAUUUAUUUUCAGGAGAUUGUCAAAUUGCAUGGGAUUCCCACUACAAUUACAUCAGAUAGAGACACCAAGUUUGUGGGACAUUUUUGGAGGACUUUGUGGCGUAAGAUGGGGACCCGGCUCCAAUUUAGCAGUGCACAUCAUCCCCAAACGGAUGGUCAGACAGAGGUUGUCAAUAGGACCCUUGGUAACUUAUUGAGGUCUUUGGUUAGUAGCAAUAAAACGGGCUGGAGUGAUGUUCUACCGCAUGCAGAAUUUGCAUAUAACCAGUCAAAAAGUAGAACCAUUGGAAUGAGCCCAUUUGAAGCUGUCUAUGGUCGCAACCCUUCUAGUCCAAUUGACUUAAUUCCUUUGCCGGUAGAGAAUCGUUUUAGUGGGGAUGCCAAUGACAUGGUUGAUCAUAUCAAGAAGGUCCAUGAACGUGUUAGCCUUCGACUUAAAGAGAGCAACACCAAGUAUAAAGAAAGUGCUGAUAAACAUAGGCGUUACAAGGAGUUCCAAGAAGGGGAUUUAGUGUGGAUCAACUUAAGAAAGGAGAGAUUCCCUCGUGGAAAAUAUGGUAAAUUGCAUGAUAGAGGUGGUGGACCAUACAAAAUAUUGAAAAGGGCUGGUCAAAAUGCUUAUGUGCUUGAGUUGCCGAAUGACAUUGGUGUCUCGCCUACAUUCAACGUCGCUGACUUACAAGCUUACUAUGGUGAGAAUGAAACUCCAGAUUUUGACUCGAGGUCGAGUCCUUUCCAACCCGAGGAGUCUGAUGCAGGAGCAUCCCAAGCCAAACUAGGGAAGCCCAAGAGAUCAUUUCGUUGGAGGUUCGUGUUUGAGAUACCAUCUCCCCAUCAGUCAGCCUUGCUUGGCAUGGAGGUUUGUCCCACCAUGCUUAUCGUGGACCUCUUCGGCACUGAAUCUCUGCCCAUUGCCGAAGAGUUGGGGAUUUCCAAGUUCGUUUAUGUGCCUUCUAAUGCAUGGUUUCUUUCUCUCAUGGUGUAUUGUCCGGUUCUGGAUGUUGAAGUCAAAGGAGACUUUGUCCACCAAAAAGAACCAAUCCAAAUCCCGGGUUGUAGGUCAAUACUUCCACACCUCGAUCUCGAUGACACUUUGUUGGUCCGGUCCCACAAGGAGUACUUGGAUUUUGUAGAAAUUAUUUCAAGUGGGGUUUCUAAAGGGGAUGCGAUUUUGGUGAACAUAUGGGAGGAUUUGGAGCCCAAGACUCUUGCAGCCCUAAGAGAUGAGAAAUUAUUGGGCCGGUACACAAAGGUUCCGGUCUAUCCUAUUGGGCCGCUGAUUAGGUCCACUGAAUCAUCUGGUUCGAGGGGGAAGGUGUUUGAUUGGUUAGACAAGCAGCCCAAUGAGUCUGUGAUUUAUGUGUCGCUUGGUAGCGGCGGGACUUUGUCGUACGAGCAAAUGACCGAAAUGGCUUGGGGUUUAGAGCUUAGCAAACAGAGGUUUGUCUGGGUGAUACGUAAGCCCACCCAAACGGCAGAUGGGGCCUUUUUCACGGGUGGAAGUGGCAAUGGUGGUGACGAGGACAACCCAUCAAAGUACUUGCCCAAGGGGUUCUUGGAGCGGACCAAGGACGUUGGGCUCGUCAUCCCUUUGUGGGCUCCACAAGUGGACAUCUUGGCCCAUCCAUCGGUUGGAGGGUUUUUGUCCCAUUGUGGGUGGAAUUCGACCCUAGAGAGCAUCAGCAAUGGGGUGCCGAUGAUUGCUUGGCCGCUCUAUGCGGAGCAGAGGAUGAACUCCACGCUGCUGACAGAGGAGUUUGGCGUGGCAGUUCGGUCAAAAAUACCACCAUGGAAGAAAGUUGUGGAGAGGGAGGAGAUAGAAGAAAUGGUGAGAAAGAUUAUGGAGGAGAAGGAAGGUUUUGCAAUGAGAGAUAGAGUGAGGAAGCUAAAAACAAGAGGUGCCAAAGCUUUGGAGAAAGGGGGUUCAUCUUAUAAUGCUCUUUCUCAAUUCGCAAAGCAUGGUGAGUUAAGGUGCAUGAAAUUUGCCAACGGGAGGAAGUGA